Messenger RNA from Rubroshorea leprosula, 783 nucleotides. Lineage: Eukaryota; Viridiplantae; Streptophyta; Magnoliopsida; Malvales; Dipterocarpaceae. The record is from the annotation of a GenBank genome assembly.
UUUGGUGUGGAAAUUAGCUGAAUCAUGGAGACUAACAACUCUAGCCAGUCUCCCAGGCCAAAAGCUCCUGCUCCGUUCCUGGCCAAGACGUAUGCGCUGCUAGAGGAAGGUGAAGAAGGUGACGACAAUGGAUCAUACGGUAACAAGAAAAUUGUUUCCUGGAAUACAGAGGGCACCGGGUUCGUGGUAUGGUCUCCAGCUGAGUUCUCAGAGCUCAUCUUGCCUAGAUAUUUCAAGCACAGCAAUUUUUCGAGCUUCAUUCGACAGCUUAAUACAUAUGGAUUCAAGAAAGUGUCGUCAAAACAAUGGGAAUUCAAGCACGAGAAGUUUCAGAAAGGAUGCAAGCAUAUGCUGGUGGAGAUAACCCGGAAGAAGAGUGAGGUCAGUGUGUUUCCAGCGUUCCUCAAGGCUUCCGGUGAGGAGAGCUUGAGUGCCGAGGAAAGCAAUCAUCUGGUACUGAUGGAGGAGAACAAGAAUCUGAGAAGGGAGAAGGUGGAACUAGAGAUGCAGAUUGCUCAAUUUAGAGCAAUGGAGAUGAAGUUGGUGGAUUUUCUUGCUGAACAUGUGGGAAAUAACAACAAAAUAAGGAGAUUAUGCUAGAACUUUCCCCCCUUCCAGAAUGAGGGGGUAUAUGAUCCCAAAGAUGUUCUUGGGUCCAAGCUCGGUUUAUGAAAGUACUUAAAAUACCUUUAUAGGAUGAGAUUCAUCAUGGGUGUUUUGGCACUUACAUGGUCUGGACCGCAUAACUAUAUUCUGAACUGAAAAUCAACGUUCUCAUAUAAU